ACUGCAGACGGACGUGCAUAUCGUGUACACGUACUGUGGACCACAAGUCAAACGGUCAACUGAUAGAAUCUUCACUUCGACAGACAGAUAAAUAUUAGUAGAACACCCUCGGGCAAUUGUCAUCUUCAGCCAUUCUUAAGAAAUACCGGAAACUCAAAAUUAGAAAAAGCCAUCUUUUACAUUUCCUAUUGCCAUAACGAGACGUUCUCUUGCCAAAAAUAAUUUGAAUGGCGUUUGAAAAAAUGGACUUUGUUUGUGUCAUUGCUGUGAUCUGUUUGUUUGGGGUCGUUGAUGGCUUCAGCUUUGGUGCCCCAGAGGAUUUCUGUCAAUAUGAGAAUCUCCAGGACCGGAACGUCAGAAUGGUACCCGGACACAGAGGGGUGGAUCCCAUGAACACCCGGAGUCCAGCCGGAUACCGGAUCGUUGUGGGACCGGAAGAAGCCAAUGGUGCCAGAAAAGGACUGGUGCUUUUCUCUGUGACCGUUUCUGUUUAUUCGUUUAUCAUUGGAGCCCCGCCGGACACCUGUGGAAAUCCGACCACUUUCCAUACGGAACCGCUUAAUGAAACUCACGUUGGACAAUAUUUGGCUCAGAAUUCCUCCACGGCGCCCUAUAAAGUGAUAAUUGACACGAAAUUCUAUGAAAAUGAAACGUAUAGUAAAGUUCUGGGAAAACCACACAAUCGAGUCAGAGUGACAUUAAGGGCAGACCCCGGCGAUUAUUUCCGCGGUUUCUUCAUCCAGGCUACACGAGCAAACUAUGCCUUGGACCGUGGAGACAGACCCGCCUAUGGAACUUUCCGUCCGGCCGAUACCAACUCACAGCCUCGUAGAUGUCGCUCUGCAGUAGGCAAAGUAGGAGGCAUAACUCACACCGGAAAUAACAACAAAACAGAGAUCUCGUUCGACUGGGAACCACCAAGGGGAUGCAAUCUGGGUGACAUUCAGUUUGUUGCUACCGUGGUGAGAGCUUACAGUGAAUACUGGGUUGACGUUAGAUCUGACGUCAUCGCACCAUCCGGCUUUGUUGGUGACCGAGGACUACUAUGCCAACUUUACGUUAAUCCAUACAGCAAAAUUUUGCAAAGGCGUGUGCUCAGUGCUCUAAGAAACAUUCAAACCAUGCAGCAGAGUCGACGUACCGGGGGGACCGCCGGUACACUCUCUACCCAGGGCUGAACUGAACAUUCUCCGUCACCAACUGUUAACCAAAUGAAUCGACGCUGAAAACUGACGUUGUAGCAUCUCAUUUAUGAUUUUUUUUUAAAGAAAGAUUUCUGAUGAAUUUUUAUGGGGCGUUGAACUCGAUUCGUUUGCUGUAUUACACAUAUGAUAAGUGGGGUAAUAAAUAUUCAGAAAGUAUUUCAGUUCCUAGCAUUUCUCAUUUCGUUUUUUUUUUUUGAUAUGGAGAAGUGAAUCUACCUCUUGAAAUAUUUCCACAGUAACCUUCUGUGUGUGAUGUUUAUUUCCCAUGCUGUUGGCUCAUUAUGAGCGGAUUCAUCUAGAGUUUUGUAGCUCUUUUUUCUUCUUACCAACAACUUUGUAAUAUACGCUUUAUUUUUUCCUUUUCCCAACUUUCUUUUCUUUCCAUGUGAUUUGGUUUUGUAUCGUGUGCGUGUGUAAAUAUUUUCAAAUAAAAACAUGUCGUAGAA
Molecule: messenger RNA, 1651 nt
Organism: Magallana angulata
Lineage: Eukaryota; Metazoa; Mollusca; Bivalvia; Ostreida; Ostreidae
Exons: 5
Coding region: 228-1178 (316 amino acids)
Molecular function (GO): oxidoreductase activity, acting on metal ions
Source: RefSeq, a predicted model, not a curated record